Molecule: messenger RNA, 1326 nt
Organism: Schistosoma spindalis
Lineage: Eukaryota; Metazoa; Platyhelminthes; Trematoda; Strigeidida; Schistosomatidae
Source: the annotation of a GenBank genome assembly
UACAACCUCAGGGUCAAUCAAAAUUGCGUUCGUUUAACAGUGGUUCCUAUUCUCGUGUAAAUAUGAAAGAUAUCUCAACAAGGAAUUACAAAGGAAAUCACAAAGGUGAGACCAAGUUUGGCAAAUGUUUAUCAUGUGGAAAAAUUCAUUCUCGUAAUUCAUGUGCAUUUCGAAAUGCUAAAUGUUUUAGAUGUGGUAAGAUAGGACACAUUCAAUCAGUAUGCAAAGCUACUAUUCAUUUUGCCUCAAGUAGUACUAAAUCUUGUAAUUUAGAUCCCAGUGAUUCAGCUGUUCCUAAUGAUCAUUUAUCUUUGUCUACCAUUUCGAAAAUUGAUACUCAUAUUCAAAAGCGAUUAUAUACAUCUCUUGGUUCAUUUCAUGACUUUAUUGUGGACACAGGCAGUAUAGAGUCCAUUAUUUCAUUCAAGAACUUGAAAUCUUUAGAUCCUAACGUUGUGGUACGACCCACUGAGGUAUCAAUAUUGGGGAUUACUGGACACAGACUGUCUAUACGAGGAUGUUGUGAGUUGCUAAUAAGAGAUGAAAAUUCUUCAUACAUACCUUGUGAAUUUUUAGUUAGCGAAACAGGACUGUCAAUACUGGGCUUAAGGAAUUUGAAAAGGCUUAAAGUGGAGCUGUCUUUCCUAGUUUCUAAAGAAAAUAAUGAUGCUUUACUCAAAGAUUUGAUAGCCACGUGUGCUAAGUGCAGUGGAGGUAUGAAGAUUCAGACUAUAAAACUUCAAGUACAGGGUGAACCAGUCUUUCUUAAAAGACGAAUAAUUCCUUAUGGUCUUCGAGAGGCAGUACAUAAAACAUUAAACGAUUUGUGUGCAAAAGGCAUAAUUGAACCGAUCCAGUCCUCAGCAUGGGGUACUCCUAUUGUUACGCCACUGAAGUCGGAUGGCAAAACCCCUAGAAUAUAUGGUGACCAUAGAUUAAUACUGAAUUCCCGUUUGUUGAAGCAAACGUGCACGACGGUAGAGGCUGAAGAUAUUCUAAAUCGACUUCAUGGUUCUAAAGUGUUAUAGAAUGUUGACCUAAAAGAUGCUUAUCUCCAAAUCCCUUUAGAUCAAUCUUCAUCUCUUUUGACGACAAUUAAUACUCAUUUUGGUCUGUUCAAAUACAAUUUCCUUCCAUUUGGUCUAAGUUGUUCUCCAUCUAUAUUUCAGGAAGUCAUGAAUAAUGUAGUUAGUGAUCUUGAGGGCGUUGAAGUUUAUCAAGAUGAUUUCAUUGUCCAUGGUUCUGAUAAGGUAGUUCUUAACCAGAGACUUAUUGCUUUAUUGCGUCGUUUAAUUGAGAAAAAAAUAACAGUGAAUCCAAAUAAGU